Melanaphis sacchari is the source of this 1449-nucleotide messenger RNA. RefSeq lists its product as uncharacterized. Lineage: Eukaryota; Metazoa; Arthropoda; Insecta; Hemiptera; Aphididae. The coding region runs from base 1 to 1449 and encodes 482 amino acids. The record is from RefSeq and is a predicted model, not a curated record. The transcript is spliced from 2 exons.
AUGACUUGCUGCGCUCCAGAUGGCGACGAAAUGUUUCUGAUGCCUCUGAAGAAGAGCAGACACCUGCCCUAUCCGGGCGACGGUCAACCGCUGCGGGAGGGGCGGUGCGGCGACACGGGCCCGGACAAGUGCAGUGCGCUCAGGUCUCUCAGCCUAUGCGCGGCAGAAGACGACGACUACCCGGCAUCAAAGCCGGCGACCUGCCCCGAAACGUGUUUCGAGGACUCGGUGGAGUGGCAGUCGACCAAGUCGACGGCGGCGGGCCUGUUUCGAGCCCUGGGCCGACAUUACGACGAACCGUGGUUCCCGACCGUGAUCAACGAAUGGUCAGCUCUGUAUUACCAGUGCAGUCACACGUGCGAUUACUGGCGGGACCGAGACGAGUGGCUGGCCGGCGACGAGGAGGUUCGGUUGACCGUGUGGUCCGAGGUGCUCAAACACAGAGAACAGCACAAGAGGCAGCUAGGGCAAUCGCACCAUAGCGUGUUCUGCGACACUGACGAGUACAACCCGAACGCCGACCUGAUGAACGUGCACGACGGAUGCGCCGUUGAGAUAACAGAAACUCAUGGAUCCCUAAACAAAGCUAAUGAUCGAUUCGAUCUACAACAUAAGAAUGUAGAACAGUUCUGUGAGGAGAAUUUGCCAUUCACAGACGAGAGCCCACGGGCUGAAGCUGAGGCGGCUGAAAUAGCUCUUGCAGACCCAGACGAUAACCCUGAUUGGGUGCAAAUGCGACGCAAGAUGCGCGGCUCGUUCGCAGCGCUGAAUGUGGCUCGAUACGAAGUCAGUGCUGAGCUACUGAACCACAUCAUGAUUGAGCUGUGCAAAUACUGGACUAACGCGCCUGAAACUGAAAACUCUAGUUUAAUUGAACAGCAAUUGGAGCGGAACAUCAUGCGAGAGAUUCAAAACUUCCGAUUUAAAGUGUUCGAUGUGGCUGUCGGAAUCGAACCGGAAAUACAGCAGCUAGGUCCGGAUGCAUUUCAAGAGCCGGAACCUUGCCAAAAGUCGGAAUCCUACCGGGAGCCAGAACCUUACCAGAAGCCAAAACAGUAUCGUAAACCUGAACCUUGCGAAAAGACAGAGCCGUAUUUGCCACCAGAACCGGAACCAUGUUGCCCACGGAAGCCAGAAUCUUGUCGUUUGCGGGAGUCGGAACAGUGUUCCCCACGGAAACCGGAAUUAUGUCAAAAUCCGGAACCUUUUCUAAAGCCGGAACCAUGCUGCCCGAAGAAGCCGGAGCUAUGCUGUCCACAGGGGCCAGAAUCGUACUGUUCACAGAACCCUGAACCAUGCUGUCCACUUCAACCACCUAAAUCUAAGUGCUGUACCCCAAGACGGUCUACCAAAACAAAGUUGGCUGAAGCCCGAGCUCGGCAUAACGCUAUACAAGUUCGGGACCGCGAUAUCACAACUGGAUGGUUAGGUGGGAACCCUCAUCAAUAA